GACGCGGCGUACAUGGACGUUUGUGUUGGUUGUGCAUGUCGUGAACAGCCAACAGUACGGCAGCUUUGGUCGAUUGUCGAUCAUCACUCAGCUAUAUUCAAGGCCUGGAACAAUUUUUGCUGUUUCACUGUACUGAAUGUAUUACUGCUCCCCGUCUAACGUCCAUAGACCUUGCAACAAUCGUGGACAAUUUGAUGAAUACCGACAAUACCAACUCCCCUGCUUCCACCGACAGUGAUGCUGUCAAUUGUUCAACUGCGAGAGUCUACUUCGGUCCAGUGCAAUCACCGGAGAAGAGACUCAUCGCUAGCGAGGUCACGCGAGGAGAUGUACUCAAUAUUGGCACCGUCGACUCUCUCCUUCAUCCAUCGGAACUGCCUGCUCUCCACGCCCUUCCAUCGCCACAGGAAAUCACGCGCGCACCGGAUGAAGGUGUCGAACAAAACGACGAAGAUGCAGAUGAGAUCUCUGAUGUGGCUGCUCAUCUAUCCCGUGAAGACACACCUGAGAAUGAUUUACUGGGCCAGAACGAACCAUCCUCCGUUCUUGCAAGCCGAAUUAUGCGGGCUUGCGAUAAUCCUUCCCCUCCUCCGCGGGCUCAUCCCACCAUUUACUUUGGGCUUGUGACGAGGGAUGGGCACGCACCAUUCCCAGAUAUAUCUGUACCCCCUAGCCCGUUUCGCCCCAUAAAUUUGCGCGAGGGACUGAGCCAGUUCUCCCCGACAGAACGUGCUUUGUCGCCAGAACCAUCUCAGCAUCAGGUUUCCUAUAAUCAGAAUUCUCCUCCACAGGAUUCUGCUGGUAACAUCUCUCAGCCCGAUCUCAUCUCCUUUGAAUCUUGUACCACUCUAGUCAAGACUGUGAAAUCUUCUGCAGAAGGACGUUUCCGUGGUUCUCCAAUUCAAACUUUAUCUUCUAGCGUAGAUGACCUCCUCUCGCAAUCCCCAGAGCAUCCUUCUAUCAUACCUUCCCCUCCUCGUGUAGAUGGCAUAGAGCCGUCUAAUUCCUCGGAUAGCCUAAAUAAGGUUCCUCAGGGAUGUGCACCGGCUGACAUGGAAUCUAGACCACCACACCCCAGUUUUCCUUCGUCAUCAGUCGCCAUCUCCAAUGCGCCAGAUGUCACUAAGGAACAUGCAGGAUCACCUGUGCGGCGAUCAGCACGCCUGAGUGGUACUCCACGCCCCAUCCAGACCACCAUCACACAGCAACCUUCGGAAACGCCGAAACUCAAAGGAAAAUGGAAGGCAACAAUAAUCACUCCCGAGGAGGAAAUUCCCUUGAUGCGGGAUGAUCAAACUGCUGAUUACGGUAAUGUAGAUCCACACCCUGGUAUUCAAAGAUUGGUAGAGGAGAAAGAGAGACGACGAUCACGAAGACGGGCAUUAAACGGGAAACAUGACACCACCCCCAAUUUCCAAAGAGAAUUAGGGUCUCUUUCCCCUCAGUCCGCGGAUGUCUUAACGCGUUUGCUGCCAUCCGAACGAUCUACGCCACUCCCAGAGGGACAGUAUUCGCUACCACAGCGUGAAAUUUCUCUGGUAUCUUUGGACCCUCCAUUGUUGACACCACAGAGGCCAAAAUCAAAUUCUCAGCAAGCAAAUUAUCCCCCGGCCACUGUACAGCGGCCAUUGGUUGUCGCUCCAACACCUACUCGUCCGAAUGGGAGUCUACUCGGUUCUUCUUCUAAUCUCAAGUUUUCCUUGACCGUCGACGAUGUGUCUCGCACGCCAGCGAGGAGAGUGCCCAUUCAAGAUGCCUUCGUACAGGGCUCUGCAUCCUCACAGAACACAAUGCUAUUAUCUGCGAAACGUGAUGCGUCGACACGGUUGGUGGGCAUGUGUGGACCCGUUUUUUCGCGCCCUGCGUUCGACGCUCCAUCACGUAGCCCCGCUAAGCGUAUUCUAAUCACAGAUUUCAACAGUCCUGUGCGCUCUCCAACUCGACCAGCAGGUCCGAGGGCCCGAAGUACCUCAGUGGAACCGAAACCCAUUGUCUCUCAGCCUCUCCGAAGUCAUUCUGUUGACCCACUACCCCGCGCCGCUGAUGGCAAAGGCAAAGAGCCCAUGUUCCCUAAUUUUUCUUCCAAAUCGAGAUCCAGCACCAAACUGCCGUUCCCUCUUGUAGCUGGGCAGAAGGCAGGAACAGAUCUCCCGCACUCUAUCCCUGAAGAGGCAGAAGGAUCCGAGGCUAUUGGAAAAGAUUUGAUUGCUAAUCUGGCAACGUCCAGUCCUGUGAAAUUGAGUCUGAAACAGCCCUCUAUUGGCAGUCGCAUACCACGAAUUGGCGCCAAGCCGUAUACCAGACCACAGCCAAAAAAACCGGCUUCGUCUACAGCUACAAAGUUGCCUGCCUUUGGUACUGGACCGCGUGUCCCACUUUUCAAAUCAGCUCCCGCUGGCAAUGGCAGUAGCAGCUCGGAAGAGUCAUCUGCCAUCGCCCCACCGCCAGAUCGAAAGUUUGAUGGGAAAUUUGUAGCAGAGCCAUCAGUGCUCUCAACACUGAAGCGAAAGCGUGGCAUAGAAGAGAAUGCCACAUCUUCACCAACUCAUCCUGUGAUGGUCCGCCAGAUUGUCCCCGGAAUGCUCGGGGGCAAGUAUGCCCCCAAAGCACCUACACUCUUACCAACGGCUCCUUCUCUACCAGAGCCAAGUCCUCGGAAGCUGCUUGGCCCUAUAAAGUUCCGUAAAGUUGAGCCCGGAGUCAUAUCAGCACGUUAUGCAGCGCCCACCAAACCGUCUGCAUCUGACCCUCCAGUCGCCGAUGACCGCAGCAGCAGCCCACAGAUUUUGCUCGUACCUGAGGCACCAAUUACUCGAUCAUCUUCACCUCCCAAUUCAACCUCCUCGUCUGCUCUACCAGAACCUGAGCUUGCAAAGCCAUCACAUGAUGCUGUUGAGCCCGAAGAAAUUGUAGAAACAUCUUCACAUCGGCCGCCAGCAAACCGAAGUCGGGGUCGUCGAACGUCUCGACGUAGGCCUGCAGCGCAGCAUGCCAACGACGUUUUUGGUCCCUCCACUUCAACACAACCUCUCCAGCUUCGACGUUCACGGCGUUCUGAGGGCGAUGGCUUCAUGGGGAUGAGCGCAGUUACCCUCCAAGCCCUCACCGUUUCCAACACCACAAAGAACCAGCAAAUUUUUGCGAAACUAGAAAGGGAGGUAAUUCGCAAGGAAGGCAUUAGGCCAGAGAGCCCCGCAAUCAAGGUUCGGACCAUAUCACAAAAGCAGAGAGAGAUGAGGGAUCGGCAACGACUUGAGCGAGCUGAACGGAGGGCGAGGCGAAGUGAAGACGGGCCUGGAUUGAGUGACUGUGAAGGUGCUAGCGAACUGGCUGAUCAAUCCAUCUUCGGAUUUGAUAAGGAGCAUGAUGAAAAUGAUGGGGUGAUCUGGACGAAGCAUCGUAGGGGACCAGGAGAAGAUGAGGAUUAUGAGACGCCAGUUAGGCCUGACCGGCCGGUCAAACGUUUGCGGCUUGGGGAAGGCCCUCAGCAGGAAGAGGAAAGAGAGAGCAAACGGGUGAAGUGGCAUCAUGGGUUAUCCACAGAAAUUUAUCUGGAUGAGGUCCAUCCUCAACCUCACUCAUGGACUAAGGACUUCAUCAUCGAGAAAAGCUGCUUAGCCCCAACAUCCAAGAAUCUUCUCUUGGACACCCUGGGCAACGUAAUAGACGCCGGGCAGCAUCCACUCACUGACCUCCACCCAGAGAACAUCGUGGUAAAGAAGUUUGUGUAUGACAAUGACGUUGAGGUGGUGGUGAAGGAGGUUGUACCCCCGAAAAUCACCAGAUCGAAGAGCAAGAAAAUGAAGGGUUAGCCUAGCUGCAUAUUCUAUUCACGCUCUAAUGCACAUUUGUCGAUGCUGUAUCCUUCAUGUCUCUGAUACAUUGUCCUUUGCUUUCAUCGAAGUGUAGGGGAUGUCUAUGAUACAAUGACUUCGAGUGUCAAUCAGAAUUGAGAUAUUACAGCUUCGGCG
Molecule: messenger RNA, 3971 nt
Organism: Suillus bovinus
Lineage: Eukaryota; Fungi; Basidiomycota; Agaricomycetes; Boletales; Suillaceae
Exons: 4
Coding region: 195-3812 (1205 amino acids)
Source: RefSeq, a predicted model, not a curated record